Porites evermanni is the source of this 371-nucleotide messenger RNA. Lineage: Eukaryota; Metazoa; Cnidaria; Anthozoa; Scleractinia; Poritidae. The record is from the annotation of a GenBank genome assembly.
GCGGUAAAGGAAAGGCAAAGGGCACCAAGUCCAAGAGCCGAUCAUCCCGAGCUGGGCUUCAGUUCCCUGUUGGUCGAAUCCACCGUCUUCUGCGCAAAGGCAACUAUGCUGAGCGUGUUGGCGCUGGUGCUCCGGUCUACUUGGCUGCAGUGCUCGAGUAUUUGAGCGCUGAGAUCCUCGAGUUGGCGGGCAACGCUGCUCGUGACAACAAGAAGACCAGAAUCAUUCCCCGUCACCUUCAGCUUGCAGUCCGCAACGAUGAGGAGUUGAACAAACUGCUCGCCGGCGUCACCAUCGCACAAGGAGGUGUUCUUCCCAACAUCCAGGCUGUUCUUCUGCCCAAGAAGACCGAGAAGAAGCCAAAAGCUUAA